Molecule: messenger RNA, 2330 nt
Organism: Bactrocera neohumeralis
Lineage: Eukaryota; Metazoa; Arthropoda; Insecta; Diptera; Tephritidae
Gene: ras
Product: inosine-5'-monophosphate dehydrogenase
Exons: 6
Coding region: 513-2117 (534 amino acids)
Biological process (GO): GTP biosynthetic process
Cellular component (GO): cytoplasm
Molecular function (GO): IMP dehydrogenase activity
Source: RefSeq, a predicted model, not a curated record
ACCUGUCAAUGCAUCCCUGCAAAAUUGGGAGCCUUCAACGAAAUGAGCAACACGUGGAGCUUGCGAAAAUACUCAUUUAGUGUGGAGCAGUUGAGUGAGACGCAUUUUGGAACGGACGAAUUUUCAUACUGUUUUAUCAGCGCGUUGUUUUUUGACAUAUUCAUUGCUGUAACUCAAUUUUGGGAGCGAAUAUCAAUUGUAUAGUUACCACGAAGCUGGAAAUUUUCCACCGGUGCAAUUGGUACUACAACUUUUAAUUGUGGCGACGAAAUUGUCACAAUAUUUUAUAUUGUGUACUUGUUCUUAUAUUACUGGACUGAGCUCGUGCACCAAUACUUAAGUCACGCAAUUUUUGAAAUACAUUUAUUGCCAAGAACAUUUAUUUUACAAGAAUAAUAUAUAAAUAAGCAUUUAAAGUUCAAUUACCUGUGCAAAAUACGGCAAUUGACUUCAACAUUUCAAUUAGUGCCAAACGAUCAUUUACAUACGCGAUUCUACAAUAAAUUUUAACGAUGGCAACAACAACAACCAAUGUGACCACUAAUGGAUUUACCAGUGCACCAGCUGAAUCGGUAAAGGUAGAAUCGGCAGAUGUUAGCGCAAAUGAAUUGCAGGAUGGCCUUUCAUGUCACGAGCUUUUCGUUAAUAGCGAUGGUUUGACCUACAAUGACUUUCUUAUCUUGCCUGGUUAUAUUGAUUUCGCCGCUGAGGAAGUGGAUCUGAGCUCACCAUUGACCAAGAGUAUUACAUUGCGUGCGCCGCUAGUAUCAUCCCCCAUGGACACUGUCACCGAGUCAGAUAUGGCUAUUGCCAUGGCGCUCUGUGGUGGCAUUGGUAUUAUACAUCACAACUGCACGCCAGAAUAUCAAGCGAAUGAAGUUCACAAAGUCAAGAAAUACAAGCACGGCUUUAUUCGUGAUCCGUCGGUUAUGUCGCCCGAGAAUACAGUUGGUGAUGUGCUUGAGGCGAGACGCAAAAACGGCUUCACAGGCUAUCCCAUCACCGCCGACGGUAAACUGGGUGGUCGCCUGUUAGGUAUCGUCACAUCACGUGACAUUGAUUUCCGUGAGAAUCAGCCCGAAAUUAAAUUGGGAACCAUAAUGACCACCGAAUUGAUAACUGCCCCUAACGGCAUUACACUGCCCAUGGCUAAUGCUAUUUUAGAGAAAAGCAAAAAAGGCAAAUUGCCAAUUGUUAAUGAAAAUGGUGAAUUGGUUGCGCUAAUAGCGCGUACCGAUUUGAAGAAGGCACGUUCUUAUCCGAACGCUUCGAAAGACAGCAACAAACAAUUGUUGGUGGGCGCUGCAAUUGGCACACGCCCCGAGGACAAGGAACGUCUCAAAUUGCUCGUCGAAAAUGGUGUUGAUGUAAUUGUUUUGGAUUCAUCGCAAGGCAACUCAAUUUAUCAAAUUGAAAUGAUUAAAUUCAUAAAGAACACUUAUACGGGACUACAAGUGAUUGGAGGAAAUGUUGUGACACGCGCUCAAGCCAAAAAUCUAAUCGAUGCUGGCGUAGAUGGCUUGCGCGUUGGCAUGGGCUCCGGUUCGAUUUGUAUCACACAAGAGGUUAUGGCAUGCGGCUGCCCACAGGCUACUGCGGUUUACCAAGUAUCUACCUACGCUAAACAAUUUGGUGUGCCUGUCAUAGCCGAUGGUGGCAUUCAAUCCAUAGGCCAUAUCGUCAAAGCAUUAUCAUUGGGCGCUAGCGCUGUCAUGAUGGGCUCGCUAUUGGCUGGUACUUCAGAAGCGCCAGGUGAAUAUUUCUUUUCGGAUGGUGUGCGCCUGAAGAAGUAUCGCGGUAUGGGUUCACUAGAGGCUAUGGAACGACGUGAUGCCAAAGGCGCCGCUAUGUCACGUUAUUAUCACACCGAAAUGGAUCGUACAAAGGUGGCGCAAGGUGUCAGCGGCAGCAUUGUCGACAAAGGUUCCGUUUUGCGUUAUUUACCCUACUUGGAAUGUGGCCUGCAGCAUAGCUGUCAGGACAUUGGCGCACGCACAGUCAGCGAAUUAAGAGCAAUGAUUUACAAUGGCAAAUUACGUUUCAUGAAGCGCACUCAUUCCGCACAAGUGGAGGGUAAUGUGCAUGGUCUCUUCUCCUAUGAGAAACGUCUCUUCUAACAAACAGCUGCAACAAGUGUGCGCACUGAUAAAGCGUUAAUCGCAAGCAAUGCGGUGCAAGUGCGCAAUGGUGGGUUGACAGCAUAUUUGCAAAGGAAUGGGGCGUACGAGUGCGGCGCAACGGCAACACAUAACAUAUAUAAUAGAGCGGCAGAUACAGCAACGGUACAGCGGCGUCAGCAGUAAUAUACAGAAACAAAAAUUAAAAAAAUU